This is a messenger RNA of Fonsecaea erecta, 1278 nucleotides long. RefSeq lists its product as hypothetical. Gene Ontology annotation, molecular function: catalytic activity. The record is from RefSeq and is a predicted model, not a curated record. The coding region runs from base 1 to 1278 and encodes 425 amino acids. Gene Ontology annotation, biological process: transmembrane transport; nucleoside metabolic process. The transcript is spliced from 2 exons. Gene Ontology annotation, cellular component: endoplasmic reticulum. Lineage: Eukaryota; Fungi; Ascomycota; Eurotiomycetes; Chaetothyriales; Herpotrichiellaceae.
AUGCGUUCUGUUGGUUUCCUCAAGCUGCUUGCUGCGGCAGCAGCCUUGGCUCCCAUGUCGGCAGCUUCUCCCAUCGAGCAGCGCAGUGACCUCGUCAAACGAGCUGCCCCGAUCUCCCCCAAGGUCGUCAUCAUCAGCAUGUUUGCCCCCGAAGCUGAGGUUUGGUACGGCAUCAAGGAGUUCGACCUCCUCGCCCAGAACAUCACCGUCUCGGGACUCUCGCCGCUGUUCCCAGAAGUCCACUGCACUGCCAAAGGCGACGUCUGCCAGGUGGUGACGGGCGAGUCGGAAAUCAACGCCGCCUCGACCAUCAGCGCCUUUGUGCACAGUCCCAAGUUCAACCUCACCAAGUCAUACUUCAUGGUCGCGGGCAUUGCGGGCGUUAACCCCAAGGUGGCUACACUGGGGGCCGUGACUUUUGCCAAGUACGCGGUCCAGGUCGCGCUGCAAUACGAGUUCGACAUCAGAGAUAUACCCUCGAACUUCACGACCGGUUACAUUCCGUUUGGCGUCGAUGCACCGGAUGACUAUCCUGCAACGAUCUACGGCACCGAGGUGUUCGAAGUCAACGAAGCCCUCCGCGACGUGGCCAUCAGCCUGGCCUCGGGCGCCAAGCUCAACGACAGCACGGCCAGCCAAGACUACCGGGCCAAGUACGCGGCCGAGAGCAUCUACGCGGCGGGCGCGAAGGGACCGAGCGUGGUGGGUUGCGACGUGGCGACGUCGGACGUGUACUACUCGGGGACGCACCUGUCGGAGGCGUUCGAGAACACGACGACCAUCUGGACGAACGGGUCGGGCGUGUACUGCACGACGGCGCAGGAGGAUAACGCCAGCCUGGAAGCCAUCAUGCGCGCGGCGGCCACGAACCUGACUGACUUCUCGCGCGUCAUCGUCAUGCGCACCGCCUCCGACUUCGACCGCCCGCCCCCGAGCAUCAGCCAGAUCCAGAACCUGCUGUACGUCGACCAGGGCGGCUUCGAGCCCGCCAUCCAGAACAUCUACCUGGCCGGCGUGCGCGUGGUCGAGGGCAUUCUGGACGGCUGGAACAGCACCUUCGCCAAGGGCGUCGCCCCCACCAACUACGUCGGCGACAUCUUCGCCACCCUGGGCGGCACCCCGGACUUUGGCCAGCCCAGCGCCUUCAUCACCAAGAAGAAGAAGAGAGACGUCGGCGCGCAUGAGGCGGAAUUCCGGGGCAAUCUCAGGAUGAAGAGGGCCGCUGAGAGCGCGAGACGUCGUCUGGCCGUGGCCGAGGCCAUGGAUGCCAUGUCUUGA